Messenger RNA from Branchiostoma belcheri (Belcher's lancelet), 6333 nucleotides. Its product is annotated as polycystic kidney disease protein 1-like 2. NCBI's taxonomy places the organism in Eukaryota, Metazoa, Chordata, Leptocardii, Amphioxiformes, Branchiostomatidae. Gene Ontology annotation, biological process: detection of mechanical stimulus. Gene Ontology annotation, molecular function: protein binding; calcium ion binding; calcium channel activity. Gene Ontology annotation, cellular component: membrane. The transcript has 32 exons. The record is from RefSeq and is a predicted model, not a curated record. Bases 1 to 5670 code for a protein of 1889 amino acids.
AUGUUUGUCUUAAUCCCCAUCACACCCAGUUGCUUUGUCAACUGUAACGACCGGAUCAACCCGUCCGAGAGGCUUGUUCUAGUGACGUCCUGUGAAAACUGCCCACCAGACACCGCCUACCUGUGGUCAUUAACAAACUCUCCUGCCUCUUUCGGGCGAGCUGACUUGGACUGGGCUGCGGAUACCGCCACCGGGAAAACCUCGCAAGAUCUUGCGGUCAAAGCCAACGUCUUAACGGUACCGGGGGAGUACACACUGAGGCUGGAUGUCAGGUCGAGUUCUGGGUCCGAAGGUUUGGGCGGAGCUGGCUUUACAGAGGCACAGGUGAACGUGAAUGAACCGCCUACUCCCGGAACAUGUUCCGUCACUCCUGCCUCUGGUACAACCACCAGUACCAUGUUCUCAGUGUCCUGCAGAGGAUUUCAAGACUCAGACAGGCCACUGAUAUACGCUCUUCACUACAACGAUGGGCAGACUGCAGCGUUCAGUGUACUCUUCAGUGGACCACAAAGCCAGCUACCUCCUACGCUUUUGCCUGUUGGACAAGAGUCACGUGAUUUCAACGUCACUCUUCGAGUUCAUGUGUCAGACGCAUUUGGAGCUGUAGCGUACUCCAAUAACAUGACAGUGCAGGUGCAGCUACCCAGUGCAGAGGAGACUGUUGCAGCUCUGGGGAAUCUCACCACCGAUCUUGACAACCUUCUGGUCACUGGAAACUCACAGGGAGUUCUACAGCUGGCCAGUAGUAUCGGCUCCGUGUUGAACACACCGUCUCAGGACGCAACAAAUGAGAGUAUAACUGCAGCACAAGAGGCGAGAAGCAAGCUGGUGACUGCGCUGGAAAGCGUGGAGGUGCAGACUGUAGACAACAUUAACGUCCUGGCCAGCGCGCUUGGUCAGGUCACUGCUGCUGAUGACCAAGUCACGCCUGAUGCUCAGGUUUCCUCAUCUUCUAUCGCACUGAAGAUGUCCCAGGUUCUCAGCAGUCAGUCCGUACAGGACCUGGGUGCAGAAGGUCUGGAAGCCUCAGCUGGAAAUGUGUUGAGUGUCGUUGUAAACACUCUCCAAGCUUCGUCCACAUCUGCCACUGCUCAGAGACGCUCCGGAGCAUCAGAAGAGGGGCAAACGCAGCUUGCAAAAAACCAACAGGCAACCACAACAAUGUUCGGGGCAAUGGGGAAUGUGAACGGCGCCAUCUUGGAUCGAAAGACCCCGGAUGAGAGCAAGACAACGUUUGAGUUUGGAACAUUUGGAAUCGCCGUUGAUAAAGAGCGAUGUAGCGUGACGUCAUCAGCCCCAAAGGUCAUCAGAACCAGUGAAACAUCGCAAAACUUCUUCGUCGUCCCUGGCACUAGCACGCUGUUGGGUGGAAGUUGCAGGGGAGAAAGUUCCGUUGGAACCGAGAACUUCCAGUCCAAGAAAAACCCUUACGCCUACUCCGGUAGCUCGGACACGGUGGAGUCGUCUGUGAACGGGCUGCAGGUCCGGGGGAAGGGAGGUCCUCUGGCGGUCAGCAGGCUUACCGAGCCCGUGCAGAUCGUGACAGAGCGCACGGAAGGACUGCCGACUGCCACGGAGCAGGGAUCUACCGUUCCGUCCUGGCAGCAAGCCAUGUCGAUGCACUCCUUUAACGUGUCAGAAGAGGGCAGCUCGAUCCACAUCACAGUGUUGUCGGUGGAGCAGAACGUCUCCCUCCGCCUGUACCUCAGGCGGAACAACCGCCCCACUCGCACCGACUUCGACCUCAACACCACCCUGCCUCGGCCAGAUGAUGAAACCUUUAAGAUCCAGCUCUGGAACAACCAAAGCAUGGACCAAAGUGUUUUCAACUGGUUCAUUUCUGCUGAUGAAAUCGUGACUGUUGGUGGAGUCGGAGAAUAUACAUUGGGUGUGGACCAUGUCCCCUAUGCUGAAGCCGGGAGCGUAGAUCAGGGACUUGAAACGGAAUACAGUCACGUCAACUUCACAACCAACUACACCAUGCAGAUCUUCACAACGACCUGUCUUUUCUUUAAUGAAGACACACAGGCAUGGCUUUCCGACGGCUGUAAGGCCGGCCCGCUCACGAGUGACCGGUUCUCCCACUGCUUCUGUGACCAUCUGACGUCGUUUGGAUCGGGAUUCACCUUCUUCGUUGCCCCGAAUUCUCUUAACAUCCUUCAGGCUCUGCAGGGGUUCCUAAACAUCGGUGAAAACCCAGCUGUAGUCAUUUGUGUCAGCGUUAUUUUUGGUCUGUAUCUCUUGUUGGUGAUCUGGGGAAGGCACAAGGACAAAGAAGAUGCCAAGAAGGUGGGAGCCACACUGUUAAGGGCUUCUAAACGAGGACACGGCCACUUCUACAGGAUCAUGGUCUUUACUGGACCCCGGACGAACGCUGGCACAACAGCAAGGGUGUACAUGAAACUGUUUGGAGAGUCCGGUGAAGCGGGUCCUGUUGUGUUGGAGGAUGUGGAUCGCGUCACGUUCAGACAGGGCGCAGUGGACACGUUUGUGCUGUCCUCGGACCGCCGGCUGGGCGAGCUGAACGCCGUGCACGUCUGGCAUGACAACACGGGAGGAGACCCAUCCUGGUACUUAAACAAGAUAGUCGUGAUAGACUGUGACAAGGAUGACAAAUACACGUUUAUCUGUGACAAAUGGCUUGCAGUAGAGGAAGGGGAUGGAAAAGUUGACCGGUUGUUGGCCAUCGCGACAGAAAAGGAGCUGUCCAGCAUUGGCAACGUCUUCUCUUCCAAAACAAGCAAGGAUUUCCGAGACGGCCAUCUGUGGUUCUCGGUGAUGGGCCGGCCAGCCUACAGCAGGUUCACGCGUGUCCAGCGCCUGUCCUGCUGCCUGUCCCUGCUGCUCUGUACCAUGCUCACCAACAUCAUGUUCUUCGGCCGAGGGGAGACUUUCCCCAAACCGCCGCCUGUCGACAUCCUCGGUUUUGAGGUCCAGUUCCCCUUGUCCUGGGGCGAGAUUAUGAUAGCAGUCCAGAGUGCCCUGAUAGUGUUUCCAGUCAACCUAGCAAUCGUGCAAAUAUUCCGCCACUGUGGACAAAGGCCGAAGAAGGAGAAAAAGAACGAAAGUAGGAAGAAAGAAAACAAGACAAAGACCAGCAACAACACAGACUCGUCUUCACUACCAUCACACUCAACAACAUCAACGGCAUCAAUUGAAUUCGAUAACACGCUAGACGAUGGCGAUAUUGAAGUGACGGUGCAUAGUUUCUCGUCGACGAGGGACGAAUCUGGCCAGCCGGCCGCCGUGAACACUGACGACUCCGACUGGCUGUUCCAUAAAGUUCCCUACCAGAACUCCACCGGGAACGACAUCGAGAUGGUGGAAGCCACGUGGAUUCGCAAAAAGAACAAGGAUGUGUCGGAAGUUAGAGGGGAGAAGAAGAAGAAGGGGACAACAUUGCUUCCUUGGUGGUGCGUGUUCUUCGCGUACUUCCUGGUGUUUGUGUCGUGUUUCCUGUCGGCGUUCUUCACGAUGUUGUACGGGUUCGAGUACGGGCGGGAGAAGGCCGAGGCCUGGCUCCUCACCUUCCUCACAUCCUUCUUCAUCGACCUGCUCAUCACGCAGCCCUUCAAGAUCGUUCUACUGGCCGUCUUCUUCGCACUCAUUCUCAGGAAAGUAGAUAGCGAGGAUGAGGAGGUACCGGCUGGACAACUUGAAGAGGAUGAGAUAUAUAUGGCUGCGGAUAUGGAAAACUGGAGCAUGCCGACCACAACAGAAGCAAAUCCGCCGACCCCUGAGGAUCUAGCGGAGUCCCGCGCACAGCGGUUCCGGGAGUUGACGCUAAGAGCCGCGUUCAAAGAACUGCUCUUCUACCUGCUGUUCAUCACCGUACUGGUUAUUGUCGCCAACGGACCACGGGACUCCAUGAUGUAUCAUCAGACCAAGCACCUCCGCGACACAUUUUUUAUUGGAGGCGGGAACCAUUCCCUGCAAAAGGCAACAACUUUUGAAAAAUUUUGGAACUUUGUCGAGCUUGCGCUAGUUCCUGAAAUAAGCUCCAAGACGUGGUACAACGGCAUGGCUCUGCAGACAGACGGUUACCUGAGGGACUACCAGUCAUUCAUUGCUGGAACUGUGCGAUUCCGCCAGCUUAGGGUCAAACAAGAUGAGCAAUGCAAGAUCCCAACACCGUUCCUAGGGAUCAUCGAUAACUGCGAUGAGGAUUACGGCUACUUUGCGAACGACGACAGACAUUACACCGAGGGUUGGGCAGGACCAGCAAAUAUAACAGAGGAUCCGAUAAUCUAUGAAAACUACACAGAAGAAGAACAGCCUUGGCUUUAUCACUCACCAACGCUGUAUGAUAUUCCUACAAGCGGAAGAUAUGCAACGUACUAUGGCGGAGGCUACAUCGUGGAGCUGACCAACACCACGACUGCAGCCUUACUGUCUACCGUAGACUGGUUAGAAUCUAGCGGUUGGAUAGAUCAACACACCCGGGCUGUCUUUGUACAGUUCACGAUCUUCAACCCAAACACGAACCUGUUUUCUAUCAUGGAGCUGAUGACAGAGUUCCCAACGCUGGGCAGUUCUUACUCAAAAGUAGAAGCCACAACUGUACGCCUCUUCCGCUUCCAAACCGUCUGGUCCAAGGUCGUGGCAGCAUUUCAAGGAGUCUUCGUCCUGUUUACACUUUACUUCGUCUUCAGAGAGCUUUCCAGGAUCAUGUUGAUGGGUUUUGAGUACUUCAAGAUGUUCUGGAACUGUUUGGAGCUGUGCUUAGCGCUCCUGUCUCUGGCGGAGAUCGGGAUCCUCCUGUACACGCUGUAUCUUAUCCUGGGGUUCAACACACCGCAAAGGAAUACAGAAGCUACUCGAAACAGUUACGAGAAGUAUCGCCAGGCGGCGCUGUGGGACCAGAUCAACACGUACGUGCUAGGCUGGCUGGUCUGUGUGGCGACUCUGAAGCUGCUGCAUCUGUUUCGGUUCAACAAGCACAUCGUUCGGGGUGCAGAUACCAUGAAAAAGGCUUCGGGUCCGCUGUCUGGGUUCGGCAUCAUGUUUGGCAUCAUGUUUUGCUCCUUCACAAUGCUGUUCUACCUCGUCGUCGGCACCAAGUUGGAAGGCUUCGCGACCUUUCCCAGUGCUCUACAGACCAUCUUGGUGAUCAUACAGAGCGCGUCUAGCUACUAUGUGAUAGCAGAAGCGAGCAGUGUGCUGGGCCCUCUGGCCUACUUCGCGCUGCUCGGCCUGUUCCAGUGGGUCAUGCUCCUCAUGUUCGUCGCCAUCUUGGACGAGGCUUACCACGAAGCCAUGGCCGAGCAAAAAGGCGGGAAGACGGAAAACGAGAAAGUCGCUGACAUGAUGAUCCAGCGGGUUAAAACAGCCGCCCUUACGGUAGUAUCGUGUGGAAGGAGGGAAAACAGGAUGAAAACAUACGAAGUUCGCCGUAGACCGACAGAACAAGAGUUGCUUGACAUAUUUAAUGGACCCGAGUUGAUCAGGAUGGUGGAAGAAAAAGGCAGCAGCACUCAGACCUUCGAAUUCGUGCUAAAGGACAACCCCCCUCUGGGAGAAACUAACGAUUACGACUUUCUGGAUGCUGGAGACAGUGCAAGAAACCAAACCAGCUCUCAGAUGCCUGGCUACAACCUUGAGCUGUUGUCUGAGGAGGAAAUAGCUGAUGUAUUUGCGGGGUUCAGGAGUCCUGAGGCUGCAGCAGUCUGAGGACCCACAUGGCGCUCCUGUCGUGGAGUUUUUGUUCUGAAUUUCCUCAAAGUAUGAUGUUCAAGAUGAGCAUCAUUUUCUGAUAACGCCAUACCGACUUAAUUCUCUGGAUGGCAUCCUCGGAAGACCCCCAAACUAAUGCGCGCGGGCAAAAAUUAAAAAAAAAAUUCCGGCCCAAAGUAAAAAUCCUAGUAAACCACAGGAAUACAAAAUAGUUAUUGUUAAUUUGCGGUAGUAUUUAGCGAUGCAUACGACAAGCCGGCACAUACAAGCAUUUUGCGGAAUUUAUGAAUCGGCACUGUAUACGUAUGUAUGUACUGAGUUCUUGAGUCUUGGAGCUUCCGUAGCCUGGGUGCCUGACUCCGUAUUAUCGCUAGCUACCAUGACAAUGUAGAGCCUAGAGCCAGGCCACAGCCUCUGGCACAUUAUUUCUACCACCCAUUAGAGGCACUAUAUAUAUAUCUGAACUAUGAACUAUUACUUUCUGAACUAUAAGGAGAGAAGUUUAAAGUGUUACUUGUAUGGUUCUAUGGUACAAGUAAAUACCAUUUGCUAUACACUACUGACAAUAAAUCAUGUAACAACUAGAAGUCAGAGAUCUCAGAGCUCCAUGAAAUAUCUAGAUUUUGUGUAAUGGUGACUGUGUCCUCAUUCAAUGAUGGU